Molecule: messenger RNA, 2781 nt
Organism: Bursaphelenchus okinawaensis
Lineage: Eukaryota; Metazoa; Nematoda; Chromadorea; Rhabditida; Aphelenchoididae
Source: the annotation of a GenBank genome assembly
AUGCGAAAGUAAGUCAUUUUUGCAGUGACUUUAUUGUUUUUUUGGGGUUUGUGUUUUGGUUUGUUGACAUUGUUUUUGUUAUAUUGACAUGGUUUUUUAAUUUUAAAACUAAAAGUGACUUUUUCAUUUCAAAAACUUAAAUUGGCUUUGAUAUAAGCAUAAACUUCCUUUUUUGGAAAGUCAAAAAUUUAGUUUAUAAGCCUCAAAAAAACGAAUUUUAAGCCUAAAAAUGAGACUCAUGACCCAGAGGUAAUGUGUUCAGACCUAAAGUUCUUUUUAACCUUAAGUUAAUUUUUAAAAUUCUUGUUUUAUGCCUAAAAUUCACUUUACAAGCCUACGAUUCAUUUUAGAAGCGUAAAGGUCAUUUUCUAAGCCUGACGUAUUUUUUAAGCCUAAACAUUAGUUUCUAUGCCGGAAACUUGUUUUAGACUAAACGUAAUGUUUUCAAGCCUAAAACUUACUUUAUAAGCCUAAAAUUCAUUUUAUAAGCCUAAAAUUUAUUUUGCAAGCUUAAAAUUUGUAUUCUAAUCGUACAGCUAAUUUUUUAAACCAAUGAUAAAUUUUAAGCCUAAAAUUCAGUCUUAAAAACUAAUAUUAACUUGUAAACCCAAUUUUCAUUUUUAAAACCCAUAAUUUUUACAGUAUUUUCCACGCCUGGAUCUCAAAUUAUAAAAAUGUAGUGAUCUCAAUUCUGUCCUUAAUAAUUCUCCUUCUUCUCUACUUUCGACAGCCAAAUGUUGUUUAUAUGAUGGAUAAGUCCUCAAACAAAGUUAUAUUACCAUUUGGAAGUGGCAAACGACAUGACAUGGGUGAAUGUAAGCCUAUUUAUGGCAAAGUUGGCGUGUUUGUGGCAUUCAGGAAGGCACAGUAUGAUACGUAAGUUAAAAUGGCAAGAACUUUUUUUACAAUAGUAAAUAUGGCAAGAACUUUGUUUACAAGAAUAAAAAUGGCAAGAACUUUCUUUACAAAACAUAAAAUGGCAAGAACUUUGUUUACAAAGCAUAAAAUGGCAAUAACUUUCUUUACAACUCUUAAAAACAACAAUACUAUUUCAGAAAAUACAAGAUAGCUCAAGAUACGUUGCACUGUUACCUAAAAGGCACCAACUACGAAGCCUUCUUCGUCGAAAUCUUCGACGAUCCAGAAGUCCAAAAACAUUGUCAUCAUGAGGAGAUUUUCUUCCUCAAACACUGUGCAGCUUCUGUGUAUUUGAAAAAAGUCGACUGGUUACUGGUGUUGGAUGCAGAUACGAUGGUUGCCAAUCCAAAUCAUUGUAUCGAGGAGUAUAUCGAUGAACGGGUCAAUGUCAUAUUGUACAACCGGUUUUUUAACCAUGAAAUUAUGAGUGCCAACUAUUUGGUGAGCUCCUAUAUUGUUUUAGAGGGUUAUUUUUAAUUUUUGGGAGCCCUGCAGGCUGCGGGGGACAUGUAGUACGAAGAAUCGAAUUUUUGAUUCGUUUUGGGCACUGUAAACAAAGUUUUUGCCCUUUCGUGAUUUUUAAAGAAAGUUCUUGCCAUUUUUUGUUUUUUAAAGAAAGUUUUUGCAAUUCCAUGUUUUGUAAAGAAAGUUCUUGCCAUUUUUUGUUUUGUAAAGAAAGUUCUCGCCAUUUUAAAACAAUUUCCAAAUUUUCAGGUCAAAAAUACCCAAUUCGGCCAUGAUUUCCUUAUGGGAUGGGCCGAUUAUCAAUAUAAAAAGCCAAACAGCUUCAAUGCGGCCGACAAUGGAGCACUACAUGUAAGUAUAACACCCUUUUAUGAUUUGUAAAGAAAUUUAUUGCAAUUUCUUCCUCUCUAAUGGCUUCUUAUACCUAAUUUACAAAAAAAAACUUUUCAGAUCCACGUUCUCGAAACAGUACUGCCCCAGGCGAAGCCCGAGAUCGCGACCUGUCUCGAAAUGUGGGGUGAAGGCAAAGAUUACGACGAAUACCUAGCCUACGUUCAUUGUGUCCGCUACAUGUUAGGAGCGAAUCGACUAUUCCCCGGUAAAAUACGCAUCCUAAAACGUGGUCUCGGCAUGGCCAGAGACGGGUUUUUGGCCGUCGACAAAUUCUGCGACAACGAUUUCAUGUUUCACGGCCAUAAACAGAAUGAAAUCGGUGAGGGUGGCUGGGAAAGCCCUUUUGAGGUAAGGUUUAGGUAAUAUUAAAUGCUAAUAAAGGUAGUUUAUUUUUAUUUUAUACCAACAUUACUAAGUUUUUACUGAGAAACCUCAAUUUGUAUAACAAAAAGUAAAACUUUUACCUAAAUUUGCCUGCAAUUUCAAGUUAACAUGAUCCGUUAAUUCUUUCGCAUUAUAAAAAUAAGCAAAACGUUUUACAUAAUCUUUUAAUUAUGUUUUGCAACCUAUUUGCUUAAAAUAUCGCCAUUUACGCAUAAUUUCGUUCACACCUUCACCUGAUAUCAGUACCCAGCAGACUUUUCCAAUUUUAUCGCUAAUCUUCUAAAUAUUAUCUAAACAUCAAACAAACAGCAAGAACAAACAUAAACCUACGUUUCUUGAAAAUUUCAUCAAAUUCCAUGAAGCUUCCACAAAGUUAUACGUAGUUUUCCCAGGCGACAUCUAAUAUUAGCCAUGUUCCAGAGACCAGUGAAUGUUAGCCAAUGUGGAGCUCAUUAUGAAGGAUGGUACUGGAGAAAUAACAAGCGUGUCGCCUGUACUGAAGUCCAACAACAUCUGCGGAGCUUCGAGUCGGGUUACGACGCACCAAACGUCAGUCGAGUUAUACCAUUUCUGGAUCGAAACGAUGUUGGGCAAUGUUGGCCGUAUUGCGACUUUAAUUAG